CAAAACUUUGCUUGCGAGUAGUGAUUGUGUUUAGUUUACUCCGUCUGUACUCGUUCAGAUUUUCUUUAUUAUUUGUGGUAAACUGUCGGAUUGAAGAGAUAUGGCUUGAGGCCAGCUUUUCUCAUUUUUGGAGAAGCAUAUUGACUAUGAAUAGAUCUUUUAGUUUACGAUUAUCUAAAAGACAUGGCAAUCAUCUGUACAGUUAUGCAGUGGAUGCAGGGGCGCUCCCCGGAAAGGCGAAGAAGGGGAAGACGAAAACGAAGUUGGAAAGCAAGAAAGCUAUUAGUUUAGAGGAAAACCAGCUUGAGCUUCAACAGAAGGCCAAGAGCCUGAGCCGGCCGGUCCUGCCCAGGUCUAAUACUCUUGAUGUUGACAGACCUUUGGAAAGAAGUGAGAGCAUCAACUCUAGAAGUAGUUUUAUAAAGCACAACAAAACAUUCCACAAACUCUUCCCAGAAAUCCCUGAAAAUGAGGACUUACUACAUGCCUACAUCUGUGCCCUACAAAAGGAGGUGCCUUAUCACGGUCGUCUAUACAUCACUGGCAGUAACGUCUGCUUCUACUCCUCUGUGCUGCUAAAGGACACCAAGGUGAUUAUUCCCGUGACCAAUGUAAAUAUUCUUAAGAAGCAGAACACUGCAUUGCUCGUGCCAAAUGCCAUUUCUAUCCGAACCACCGAAGGAGAAAAGUAUUUAUUUGUGUCCUUACGGAAUAGAGAAGGAUGCUUCAAGCUGCUACGAUCGGUUUGCCCUCAGAUAGAGGAAGGAAGUGCCAACAGCAGUCCUCUCUUCUCAUCAGCAGAGAACAGCUUUGAUCAAGGCAAACUGGUGCAGAACUCCAGUCAGUCCAGUCUCGAUGACUCUUGUGAGGUGGAUGGAGGACGUGUCUCUCCCCAGUUGGAACUUUCUGCAUCUAGACUAACAAAUGAAAGUAGUGCUGUUGGAACCCACUCCGUUACAAGGAGUGCUUUACAAGAGCAAGACGACGCCUCCACCGAAGAAUAUACGGGAAGUUCGUGGGUUUGGAAUGUGACAGACAGGGCUCGAUCUCUCCUCAUCCAAAGAGAAGUGAGCAACCUCAACACACUUCUCCUUAUCUACCUGAUCCUGGUGUUUCUCCUCCUGUUGUCUUCUGGCUAUAUCGGCCUGCGAAUUGUGGCCUUAGAACAACAGCUGACUUCCCUUGGUGCCCUACCUGAAUUUACCCUACAGAACGGGUACAAAGAAACAUAGCCCAACACCACCAUCAAGUUUGGCUUUUGUGAAAAGUACCAAAAACAAAUCCCUUUGGACCUCUUGUUCUUGAAGAUCUGCCCACAGAGAAAGUUGUGAAGGAACUUUAGUUGCAUACUCACCGGUUCCCCAGUACUAAAUCAUUUCUGACUUCGUUCCAAGAUAACAACCACAGGGCAGGCAGUUAUGGGAAGCUGAUCGUUUUGACAAGAAACGGGCAUGAUUUGACUUGUGAUCACGUAAAGACAUUGGGAUCCAUCCACCCUAAACAACCAAAGACAACCGGUUUGUUUCCAAAUGGUCUCAAAAAAAUCAGCAAAGGAGCCAAACAGUUCUACUAUGGGAAAACCAGUUUUUAUGUUCGAUAUUUGAUCUGAAAUCAAGAGUUUCGUCUUGACCAAGUGGUACACUCCUUUUGUAUGUGAUGGAACAAUUACGACCAUCAAAACAAUGUCACUGUAGUUUAACGAAUUACGUUGUUACAUUUUUCCAAAUUUCCAUUUUUAAUUUACUUAAUCAGUCCUUGUUUUGCGGUAGGCGCAUCUUUCAGACAAAAAUGUUCCAUUUUUCAUUCGUCUUUUGAUUCUUCGUGGUUGCAAUUUUAUUAUUAAAUCUGGUUUAGCACGAUAUUUAAAAAAAGAGCUAAUCAAACCGGCCAACCCUUAAUAUUACUGUAUGUAUACAUCUAUGCAUAAAUUGCUCAAAUCAGGUAGUUAAAGAGUUUGUUUUUUGUUUGUCUUUUUUUUUAUACUCAGGAAGAUGAAGUAGUCCGCCAUGCUAGUCUCUUCCAAAUCCCAACUGUUGUAACCCUUAAAAAAAGAAAAAAAGAAAAAAAAAAUAUUGUGUUGUAUAAGAACAGACUCGUUAUCCAAUGCAUUUUGACUAUUGCAUUGAUGCAAUUCAAACAUGGGACGUUUUUUUACAGAUAAAAUUGUUUAUCGCAUGUUAGCGCCAACCAAAAGCAUCGUUUCCAUUCUGGACUUGCGAUAAUUUAGUCCUAUUUAGUGAGAUAACACAAAUGGUCCAAAAUAUGCAUGAUUUUUAUGUGUAUGUGUGUUCUAAAUAUGUUGCAAGUUGUUUAAAGAGAUUGCGUGUAAAAGAGUGAGACGUGCAGAUGUUUUUGUGAUUUAAUAGAGCGCACUUUAAAGUGUAGAGACCGUCCAAAAGGAGGCGCUAUGUUGUAUGGAGUAGACAUUCUAUUGAUGUCUCUUUGUUGUGGGGUAUUAGAUGGUGCUAAGACAUCUCACUCAGGGCUGGGACUAACCUCCAAUUUGCAAUGCAUUGCAUGUCAAUUUUGGCAUCUUGGUCAUCUUGGCAGACCUGAUCUGCUGGUUUUCAUGGUCCGUAAAUCAUUCAGCCAUUCAGAACGCAUAUCGUAAUGUUUGGAAUGAACACCCACAUGGAUCCGCCAAGAGAAUUACACCGAAUUAUCUGUUGCCUUGGCAUUAAUUGUCCAAUUUCCAAACAAUAUCAUCAAUGCAUGUCCACUUAGAUCUGUGGAUUUCACAUUUUAUAAGGCAGUUGCCCUACAAAACAGAGAUUCCUGGUUGUCCUGAUCUAUACAAAUGAGGGGGAUUCAAUUAAAAAUGAUUUGCACAUAGCAUGUCGAAGCAUUGCAUUUCAACUCAACGCUGGGACCGAGCAGCCUCAAAGUCUAUUUAACAGCUGUCUAAUAACCACAAUGCAAGGAUCCCAACUUUUUAUCAUUUGUUUAUAUUGCACUAUUGAAGUGUUCUACUUGUUGUUUUUGUAUCAAUUUGUCAGUAAAAAAACUAAUUUUGUCUAUUUAUUGCAUAAUGUGUAUUUCAAAGUGGUCUCUGUGAGACUGGCUUUGGCAUUGUUUGAAUAAAUCAAGUGCUA
Xyrauchen texanus (razorback sucker) is the source of this 3092-nucleotide messenger RNA. Its product is annotated as GRAM domain-containing protein 2B-like. The transcript has 13 exons. Bases 147 to 1232 code for a protein of 361 amino acids. The record is from RefSeq and is a predicted model, not a curated record. NCBI's taxonomy places the organism in Eukaryota, Metazoa, Chordata, Actinopteri, Cypriniformes, Catostomidae.